Molecule: messenger RNA, 2705 nt
Organism: Micropterus salmoides (largemouth bass)
Lineage: Eukaryota; Metazoa; Chordata; Actinopteri; Centrarchiformes; Centrarchidae
Gene: fbln1
Product: fibulin 1
Biological process (GO): extracellular matrix organization
Cellular component (GO): extracellular region
Molecular function (GO): calcium ion binding; peptidase activator activity
Source: RefSeq, a predicted model, not a curated record
CCAGUCACGCUGCAACUGCGACUCACUCAACUCCAUCACAUCCACUUCUCUCCUGCGGACUCAGGAUUUCUUUUGUAAAGGAGCACUGCGGUUUAUUCACACGUCUUGCAGAAUAACCAGCAUCGGUUACGGCUCAAAGCUCUCGGCACAGUUUGUCAUUUUUAAGUUGAAUCUCGUUUCAUUCAAUGGGUCCGUCUGUACUGCUGCUGUGCACUCUGUUCGGAGUUCUCCAUGGCCAAGGAACCAAUCAGAUUUCAAUGGAGGACUGCUGUAAAGAUGGUCAGAAGCGUGGUAAUGAUAAUGAAGACUGUGCAUCCCUCCCUCUUAUCUCUGAGUCAACCACAUGCAGGAUCGUACAGGAGCAGUGCUGUGUAACAGUGCUUGAGGAUAAAAUGUGCACCACUGGUAUCAACAUGGCGAAAGAUCAAGGAGCCUGCGAUUCUUUGUUCACCAGCACCUGCGAGACCAAGACUACAAAGAUGUGCUGUGACUGCUGUCUUCUGGGUAAGACAGCCCAGGAGCAGGGCCUACCCUGUGACCACAACCUGUCCGUGGGAUACCAGUGUGGCCUGGUGUCCCGGGCCUGCUGCGUGGAUGGAGCCCCAGACAACCAAACCACACAUUUAGGACAAAUUGAAUUGCUGAACAAGGAUGAAACCACUGAAAAUGGAGAAAAUUCUGUAUUAAGUGAUCUCUGCAAAGGGAAAUGUGCUCAACUGUGUGUGGGCAAUGACACUUGUGCCUGCCUCAAAGGCUACAAACUCAAACCAGAUGGAAAGAGCUGUGAGGAUAUCAACGAGUGUUUGCUGGGUGCCAGCAACUGUCGGGGAGGAGAGCGUUGUAUCAACACAGUGGGCUCAUUCCGUUGUCAGAGAGAGGUCAGCUGUGGGACUGGCUAUGAACUCACUGACAACAACAAUUGCAAAGAUAUUGAUGAGUGUGAGACCGGUAUCCACAACUGUGGUACAGAGUUUGAGUGUCAAAACACACAGGGGUCGUUCCGUUGUGUCCCUAAGGUCAAGUGUGGUGCCGGCUUUAUCCAGGAUGCCCUCGGCAGCUGCAUUGAUAUCAAUGAAUGUGUUACGCAGACAAGCCCAUGCCACCGAGGGCAGCUCUGUAUCAACACAGUUGGCUCCUACACCUGCCAGAGGAACUCUGUUAACUGUGGUCGAGGAUACCACCUCAAUGAAGAUGGCACACGCUGUGUUGAUAUUGAUGAGUGUAAGGGCCCUGAAGUCGUCUGUGCAGGUCAUGGUUGUAUCAACAUGCUGGGCUCUUACCGCUGUGAGUGUGAGACUGGCUACAACUUCAACAGCUUCAGUCGAGUUUGUGAGGAUAUUAAUGAAUGCAGGCACUACCCUGGUCGCCUGUGUGCCCAUAAGUGUGAGAACUCUUUGGGAUCCUAAUGUAGCUGCACCACUGGCUUCAAGCUAGCCGGUGAUGGCAGGAAUUGUGACGAUUUAAAUGAGUGUGACAGCAACCCAUGCAGUCAAGAGUGUGCCAACGUGUAUGGUUCCUACCAGUGUUACUGUCGCCGUGGCUACCAGCUCAAUGACAUAGAUGGCAUGACUUGUGAAGAUAUAGAUGAGUGUGCCCUGCCCACUGGAGGUCAUAUUUUCUAUCGCUGUCACAACACCCCUGGCAGCUUCUACUGUUCCUGUCCCGUCAGUGGCUACACCUUGGCACCCAAUGGGCGCAGCUGUCAAGAUAUUGAUGAAUGCGUGACGGGAACACACACAUGCACAGAGAAUCAGAGCUGCUUUAAUGUACAGGGAGGAUUCAGAUGCCUGUCCUUUGAGUGUCCAAACAACUACCGGCGCGUUGGAGAGACAGUGCCGAGGCUUAAACUCUCUGACACCAUUCGCUGUAUAAAGACAUGUCAACCCAAUGAUGUUGCCUGUGUCCGGGACCCCACACACUCAGUGUCCCACACAUUCAUCUCCUUGCCCACCUUCAGAGAGUUCACAAAGCCAGAGGAGAUUGUUUUCCUGAGAACCACGGUGCCAGCUUACGGGUCCUAUCACUUAGGCAGUUACGACGUCAAAUUUGACAUCCUGGAGGGCAACGUGGAGAACGCAUUCGACAUUAUCAAGCGGGUAGAGAAUGGAAUGUAUGUGGGUGUUGUUCGCCAGGUAAAGUCUCUGAUUGGUCCAUUGACUACAGUAUUGAAACUGUCCAUGGGAAAUAUGACUGGCGACUCCGGCCAGAACAUCAUCAACGUUCAUGUCUUCGUCUCCGAGUUCUGGUUCUGAGAGGUGUAUGCCAAAUUUUACCACAUUGAAACAUCCAUUGUCAACACUGUCCACAUUGGUUUUGUUAAAUCAAUGCAUAGAUCAGUGUCAAAGUUGUAUUGUUAUGUUUGAUUACUUUUGACAGUUUCUGAGAUGAAAGGCUACUAGCUGCUUUUGAUGAGAGCACUAUACUUUGUUUUGAUGAUAAGCUUGUUUUUAAAUUGAAAGUGCAUGCAUUUGGAAAGGUCAUUAAAAGAUAUGAUUCAUUCAACAAUAUUCUUUUCAUGACAUUAUAAGCCUUUGUUUUUGUACCAUUCACUUUUCCUUUCUUACUGUGUGCAUUGGAUGAGGUAUUUUUUUCUAUGGAAUAAACAAUAUUUUAGUUACAGUUUUUGUAUUUUCUCCCAGUAACAUGUUGAAUUUAAUUUUUAUUGCAGAAUUUACAAGAGUGGGUUUGGUGAGUUAAUAAAAAAA